UUAUAAACUAAGUGGGCUUUCUGUGCGGAAGGAAGAAAGCAAGCAAAGAGAGGAGCACGGUGCACCGGGGAUUAAAUAUGGCACUGCUACCAUCGGUUCAAGAUCACCUGCUGCACCAUUUGCCGGAAUACCUACUUCUGACAGCAUCACUGUCUAGUUUUGUGGUUUUGAUAUUGGGGUGGAGGAGAGCUCGGGGGGAUGGUGCGCCUAUUCGACCUUCUCCCGUUGAGAAGGGACCAGCGAGGGAGCCUGGUGUCUGGAUACCACUAGACUUCGAGUCUCCCACCCCACCGCCGUACCCAGACUGGAACAUCAGCACGACAAAACCGCUCCCAUACCGCCCCUUCCGCUAUGGUCCAAAAUACAGCAUAACGAUGGGCCUCCGCAAAAUGCCCUUCGAGGAAUGGAUUGAACUCGACAACCAAUUCCCGGCCUACCACUCCAUCAAGGUCUCCCGGAUCCUCUCUCGUGGUGCGAGAGCCAGCACCACAAACCCAGUAGCCUACGACGCUGCCGUGGAACUCCUCGAGCACCUCGUCGACUACCUCCCCGCGCGCUAUCCCUCCCUCUACACCCGCACGGGGGCCGGCAUGCACAACGCUUACACUGGCGAAACUUUCGACAUCACUGCAACACCCCUUCGCGAAGACCCCGUGCAGAUGGCGGCUAGGAUGGUGCAGGACGAUCUCGUCAUUAUGAUAGAGGGAAAGGACGGGCAGUACUAUUUGCAGGCAGGGAGUAUUCUCCUGGCGGGGUUUUGGCGGCUGGAGGAUAAAUUGGGGAUGCCGUUGGAUGAGAUACACACUACUGGGGAUGUGCCAGGGUAUAGGGAGAAGUUGGCCAAGGGGAUGAACAAUUUUUUCGCGAGAGUUAUGCCGGGAGGGCCGGUUAUCAGGAAUAAUUAUUUCAUGCAAGCAGACGACUGCCUUGCCUGGUCUCACAGCAUCGGUUCUGAAGACGGUGGACAGAUCGGGUGGUACACGAGUGAAGCCAACAAGGGUAUUGAGCAUUACCAUUUCAGGUCCGAAAGGCAGACAUUGAGGAGGUUACCGAAGAGUGGGGGGGUGGUAUUCACGAUACGUACAUACUUCCUUCCUAUUACUGAAAUGGCCAAGGAACCGUACGCCCCUGGCCGAUUGGCUUCCGCAAUACGCAGCUGGGGUGACGACGUCGCGAAGUAUAAAGGUCGGGAGCGCUGGCAGGGCGUACUCCUGGCCUACCUGGAUAAGGAGCAUGAACGGCAGAUGGCCGAGGGACUAGAGCCUGAGAAGGAGGAAUAUGUAUAUCCUUACUAACCCCUCCCCUUUCUCUCCCUCCAUACCGUAUAAUAUAACUGCCCCAUAUCGUACUCCUGGUGAGCUUAAUGAACACUCCCAAAACGCUUGUAAACCUGGGAUAUCAGCAGAGCAAGCGGAUUUAUCCAAGAACUGAGAGCAUAGAUCUGCCUGCGGUGUCCUAGUUGCUCAAAUGUCUGAUGCUUUUUGAGAGGUGGUGAGCCCCGCUGUCAAAGUCACUCUUUUUGGCUGUUUUGGUUGCAUCGUCAUGUGUGUUCAGAUUCUUAAUCUCGCGGGGGCUGUUCUGGGGCAAGCAUAGAGUCGGUCGCAAUUCCGAAAUGACCAGGGACUUUUAUGGCGGAAACUAUCAUGAAAUCCGAGUGAAAUCUGAUGAUCACAAUUGGUGAAGAGCAAGGGUCGGGGGUGCUCGGUACCUCCUCCUGCUGCUCGGUGUUGCUCCCCUGCAAGCAGGCCCAGGGACCUGCAGUAUCAGUAUCACCAAUAUACUUUUACAGCUGUAUUGUGAUACUUGGAUUUGUAAUUUAGCACCUAUCCAACUGAUUGAAGGGGUUGUUAUUGUGCCCUUGGGUGGGUUGGCGGUCGCGGUGGUGAUGCACCCCAGUUACCUUUGCACCCAAGUACUCGUACAGUACUCGUACAUAAUCCCGUCCAGUUCAAUUUAAUUCGGGAACCCAAUGUUUGUUUGUUCCUAU
Molecule: messenger RNA, 1987 nt
Organism: Tuber melanosporum (Perigord truffle)
Lineage: Eukaryota; Fungi; Ascomycota; Pezizomycetes; Pezizales; Tuberaceae
Exons: 5
Coding region: 78-1295 (405 amino acids)
Source: RefSeq, a predicted model, not a curated record